Procambarus clarkii (red swamp crayfish) is the source of this 32532-nucleotide messenger RNA. Lineage: Eukaryota; Metazoa; Arthropoda; Malacostraca; Decapoda; Cambaridae. The record is from RefSeq and is a predicted model, not a curated record.
AUGCUGGCGAUACCCGGCUUCUGCUUGACCGACAUCGAGUGCCACGUGAGGGAGGCGUGCGUGUCCGGGGAGUGCCGUGACCCCUGCACCACAGUGCCUCCCCCCUGCGGCCUGAGUGCCCGCUGCCGUGUCAUCAACCACCGCUCCAUCUGCCAGUGCCCGGACGGGUACGAGGGUGACCCUCGUGACCUGUGUACCCCAGUGAGCACCGUAGCACCCGGCUGCCAGUACAACCAAGACUGUCCCUCCAACAAGGCUUGUGACCGCCUCAGUCGCAAGUGUAUUGACCCGUGCCUGGAGGGGGCGUGUGCCCCCAGUGCCACUUGCCAAGCCGUCGCCCACAAGGCGGAGUGCCGGUGCCCACCUGGCUACAGUGGCAACCCCAGCAUCGAGUGUUCCAUACUUGUGGGUUGCCGAGACAACAGCGAGUGCCCGCCCACUCAGGCCUGCAUCAACAACCAGUGCCAAGAUCCAUGUCGCUGCGGCCGCAAUGCCAUCUGUGAGGUGGCCAGUCACCGAGCUACCUGUCGCUGUCCCUCUGGCUACCUUGGGGACCCUCUAAGGAGCUGCCAGGUGCCUAUCAAUCCCUGUGAUACUGACCCUUGUGGUGAAGGAGCUCUCUGUGAGCUGGACGACGGCAACCCCAUCUGUCUGUGUCCCAGAGGCACCACUGGCAACCCCUUCGAGAAGUGCAUUCCCGAGGGCGAUGACUGUGAGCCUAACCAGUGCGGACCUAACUCCGGAUGUCGGAUAGUGAGCGGUGUUCCCGUCUGCUUCUGCCUUCCGGAAUUUGUGGGUAACCCGCCCAGUGAGCCGUGCAGUCCCCCAGCUAACCCCUGCCAGCCCUCCCCCUGUGGACCCAACACCGACUGCAACGUGGUGAAUGGCUUCCAUCGGUGUACGUGUCGCCCAGGUUACGUCGGCAAACCCAACACUAUCCGAGGAUGUGAACCUCCCAUCAAUCCGUGCGUGCCCUCCCCAUGUGGCACUGGAGCUCUCUGUGACUCCAACAGGAGCCCCUACUGUUUCUGCCGUCCUGGACUCAUUGGCGAUCCAUUCACCGGUUGCAGAGCGCCACCUCCCUCAUGUGGUCCCGGCAUCUGUGGGACGAAUGCUGAGUGCUACACCCGUGGAGAAAAUCUUCUGUGUAGGUGUCUAGAGGGCUAUGAUGGAGACCCACAGCUGCAUUGUCAGUCAAAGCCUGGCAACCCCUGUGAGCGCAACCCUUGUGGCCCCAACGCCCAGUGCUCCAUCGGAGCCAACAACUACCCAGUGUGCUCUUGCUCCCCGGGCUUCUUUGGGGAGGCUGAUUCUGAAACUGGCUGCAAACCUGAAUGUACCGUAAACGACGACUGCAGUCACGACCUGGCUUGUGUCAACACUCGCUGUAUCGAUCCUUGCCCUAGUGCCUGUGGUAUUAACUCGCUCUGUGAAGUCAACUCUCACCGUCCGGUGUGCUUCUGUCCUUCUGGGUUCAAAGGUAACCCUUACACACGCUGCGAAGUAGUUACCGAGCCUCUCCCACCAAAGGAUGUGGUCACGCCGAAACCACCAGUGACCCCGUGUGUGCCCUCUCCAUGUGGUCUCAACAGCGAGUGCCGUGUGGAGGGCACUCAGCCCAUCUGCUCUUGCAUUGGCGAUUACAUUGGCGACCCUAAAGUCCACUGUCAACCUGAAUGCGUUAGUAAUGCUGACUGCGACGACGACAAGUCGUGCAUUGAUCAAAAGUGUGGUGAUCCAUGCCCCGGGCUGUGUGGUACCAAUGCCCUCUGUGACGUAGUCCACCACAACCCCAUCUGCUAUUGUCCCAGCCAACUCACUGGCGACCCCUUCAGACUCUGUGUUACGAAACCAUUGCCACCAACUCCUAAAGUGUCACCGUGUGAGCCCAAUCCAUGCGGGCCGAACUCUGAGUGCCGGCCCACACCUGACAACACCCAGCAUGUGUGUUCCUGCCUCCCAGGGUUUUUCGGCUCUCCUUGUCGACCAGAGUGUACCAUUAACUCUGACUGCGCCAUGAGUCAGGCUUGCUUCAAUUUAAAGUGCGUUGACCCGUGCCAAGGGUCAUGUGGCAUCGGUGCUCUGUGUAGCGUGGUGGCCCACAACCCAAUCUGUAGGUGUCCGGAUGGACUCACCGGAGACCCCUUCAGCCAGUGCUUCGAGAAGGUGCCUGCAGAGCCACAGCCCCCUGCACCCCCACCAGUAGCACUGUGCACACCUUCUUGUGGUGCCAAUGCCCAGUGUCAAGUUUUGGAUGGUGUGGGAUCUUGCGUGUGUCUCAGUGGAUUCUACGGUCAGCCUGAGCUAGGGUGCACGCCUGAGUGUGUGAUCAACGCCCACUGCGUGAGCACUCGAGCAUGCCUCAACCAGCGCUGUGUUGACCCGUGUGACGGUUCCUGCGGCGUGGAUGCUGCCUGCAAGGUGCUCAACCACAACCCCAUCUGCGCCUGCCCUGAUGGCUACAGCGGUGACCCCUUCACCUUGUGCCACCCAACCCCUGUCACACCUGCCUUGCCACCCCACGCCGUGACCAGACCAUGCGUGCCAGACCCCUGCGGCCCUAACACAGAGUGCCGUGCUCAAGGGGACGUCGCAGUGUGCGAAUGCCUCCCGGGGACCUUCGGCAAUCCCAAUACGCAGUCAGGAUGCAAGUAUGAAUGCGUGACCAAUGCAGAGUGCCCAAUGACAGAAGCAUGCGACAACCGACGGUGCCGUGACCCGUGUGCUGGCACCUGUGGCCUGCAGGCUCUCUGCGACGUCGUGGCACACAACCCCAUGUGCCAUUGCCCACCUGGCUACACAGGAGACCCGUUCUACAGAUGUACCCUCAGCCUAAUUGAAGUUCCACCUGAAGUAGAGCUUCCGACGGACAUAGAUGCAUGCGCUGGGUCUCCAUGCGGGCAAUACGCACAGUGCACCACUCUCGACCACCGCAUCACCUGCUCCUGUACCCCGGGCUACUUUGGCAACCCAUACACAGGCUGUCGACCCGAAUGUACCGUCAACUCUGACUGUGCCCUGAGCCGGGCCUGUGUCAACCAGGUGUGUGCGGACCCUUGCCCCGGCUCCUGUGGCCUCAACGCUGACUGCCAGGUGGUCAGGCACUGGCCUAACUGCUACUGCCACCCGGGCUACGAGGGCGACCCCUACACCCGCUGCCGCCCUCAACAACCGCAUGUGCCGGCCCCGUCAGAGGUGCCGCCGCCCUGCCAGCCCUCGCCGUGUGGUGCCAACGCCCAGUGUGAGGAGAAAGACUCCCUCCCCGUCUGCACCUGUCUCCCGGGCUACUUCGGCAGGCCUCCUGCGUGUCGUCCUCAGUGUGUGAUCAACUCAGAGUGCCCACAGAACCUGGCCUGCUUCAGGCAAAAGUGUGUGGACCCGUGCCCAGGAGUGUGUGGGGUUGCUGCCCAGUGUGAAGUCGUCAACCACAACCCCAUCUGCUACUGCCCCAAACACCUCACCGGUGACCCCUUCGUCAGUUGUGUUGAAGCGGCCCCACACCCUUCCCUGCCAGCCAUCUCUCAUCCCUGUGCGCUGAGCGGAUGUGGCACUAAUGCCAAGUGCUCAGUGCAGGGCGGUGCAGCGGUGUGCACCUGCCCACCCGACCACUAUGGUAACCCAUAUGUGGCGUGCACACCCGAGUGCACGGUCGACUCUGACUGCCCUCGCUAUUUGGACUGUGUGAGGAAUAAAUGCGUGGAGCCGUGCCCCGGGGCAUGCGGCCUCAAUGCCCUCUGUGACGUUGUCAACCACCAGGCCGUGUGUACCUGCCCAACAGGUUACACAGGCAACCCUUUCACCCGCUGCAACCUCGCGCCCCUUCCACCCACGCAUGUGCCGGCCGAGCCCCCCCGCACCCCAUGUGCUGGGGACCCCUGUGGGCCAAAUGCAGUGUGCCGUGAGGUCAACCAACAACACCAGUGUUCGUGUCAGCCUGGGUAUGUGGGUACCGCACCUGCCUGUCGUCCUGAAUGUGUGGUCCAUGCUGAGUGUUCCACGCUCAGGGCCUGCGUCAACAACCGCUGUAUAGACCCUUGUAAGGGCACCUGUGGAAUUCAGGCUGAGUGCCGCGUAAUCAAUCACAACCCAAUAUGUAGCUGCGUGGCUGGCUAUAUUGGUAACCCAUUCAUCCGCUGUACCAAAACCACACCCACACCCCCUCCUCUCUCCCGUCCAACAACUCUACCACCUUUUGCCGACACACAAGCCCCUGUUCAGAAAGAGCCCGUCAUCCCUGUCCAAGGUGAGGUCACCACCCACACACCCAUAGCAAUCCUACCUCAACCACCUGCCCCACCCUUCAACCCUUGUGACCCUGACCCCUGCGGCUCCAACACUAUCUGCCGCGUCUCCCUCGACACCUACGUCUGCGAGUGUCGUCCAGGCUUCUUUGGCAACCCUGAUGUUGGGUGUGGACCCGAGUGUGUCCUCAACAGCGACUUACCUCCACAUGUGACCCCUGGUGUGCUGGUGCCAUGCGAGCCUAACCCGUGUGGCCAGAAUGCUGAGUGUCUCCCUGUCAGCCCCAGUGGCGAGUGUCGCUGCCUCCCAGACUACUACGGCAACCCAUAUGACAAGUGCCAGCCAGAGUGCACUACUGACCAACAGUGUCCUUUCUACCUCUCCUGCACCAACCAGAAGUGUGUGGAUCCUUGCCCUGGCACGUGUGGCACCAAUGCUGAGUGCCAGGUGGUGACCCAUGCCCCUGUCUGCUACUGCAGACCGGGCUACACUGGAGACCCCUACAAGGCGUGCCGUGAGGAAAUAGUCACCCCCGCUCCGACACCCGUGGACCGCUGCAGCCCCAGCCCCUGUGGGCCUAACUCCAAAUGCCACAUGACCAAGGGUCGUCCAGUGUGCAAAUGUCUGCCUGGUUACUUUGGUACACCACCCAACUGUCGGCCUCAGUGUAUCGUCAACUCUGACUGUGAGGUAGAGAAGGCCUGCAUAAACCAAGAGUGCCGUGACCCCUGUAAGGGGACAUGUGGCACUGAAGCGCUGUGUGAGGUGGUCAACCACAACCCCAUCUGUUACUGUCCUAGUCAUCUCACAGGCGAUCCCUUCAUACGCUGCUUCGUACCACCCACCGAGACACAUUCAGAAAAGGAGCAGGAAGGAAGCCCCUGUGAUUCUGACCCUUGUGGUCGGGGGGCGGAGUGUAGCGACAAGACAGGUGUUGCCGUGUGCACCUCCCCCGUCACACCGGAUGACCCCUGCUCUCCACCCCCCUGUGGCGCCAAUGCACUCUGCGAGAGAGACGCCAACUCUUACAAGUGCAAGUGUGUCCAGAACUACUUUGGCGACCCAUACACAGAGUGUCGUCCCGAGUGCGUGGUCAACACGGACUGUGCCAGCAACCUAGCCUGUCGUAACCUGAAGUGUAUUGAUCCGUGCCCUGGUACCUGUGGCACCAAUGCCCAGUGUAGCACCGCCAAUCACAACCCGAUCUGCAGCUGUCUUGCUGGCUAUCAAGGCAACCCAUAUGAGAUUUGUCACACCAUUAAAGACGAGAUCCCACUAGAACACCCCGACCCGUGCCUGCCAAACCGAUGUGGGCCCUUCUCGACCUGUCGGGUAGUGAAGAAGCGGCCAGUGUGCGAGUGCCUUGCAGGGUACUACGGUCUUCCUCCUCAGUGCCACCCAGAGUGCAUAACUAACUCGGACUGUCCCAAGUAUCUGGCAUGUGUGAACGAGAAGUGUGUGGACCCGUGUGUAGGCACAUGCAGCCGCCUGGCCCAGUGUCAGGUGGUCAACCACAACCCUCUCUGCUCGUGUCCACGGGGGUACGAUGGUGACCCAUACAUCCAGUGCCACCUUCACACAACCACCCCCACCCCCAUUAUUGUGACCACUCCAGACUACACCUCCCCACUGCCAGUGGUCACCACACCACUUCUGCCCUGCACGCCUAACCCGUGUGGUCACAACGCCCUGUGCUCACCUCGGGGACACAACUUUGAGUGCUCGUGCUCGGAGGGUAUGUUUGGCAACCCAUACAUUGAGUGCCGCGCUGAGUGCGUUGUGGACUCUGACUGCGCCAGGGACAAGGCGUGCGAGAGGAACAAGUGUAUUGACCCAUCUGUGAGCUCGACCCUGCCACCAGUCGUGAAAGGCCAACCCUGCGACCCGUCCCCAUGUGGCCACCUGGCGGAGUGUCAUGAAGAGGCUGGUCGCCCACUCUGUCAGUGCAUCGCGGGCUACUUUGGUGACCCUCACGUUGCCUGCCGACCCACCUGCUCGGCCGAUUCACAGUGUGAUUCUGGGCUAGCGUGUAUUGCCUUCGCUGUGGCAUCAUUAUGCAUCUUACACUUCCCCAUUCUAGUCGAUGACUCGUCUGAGGAGAAAGAGGACAUGUGUGAAGUGUGUGGCCCCAAUACUGACUGUCGUGAGGUGGGAGACCGCCCCGUGUGCACGUGUCGUCCAGGUUUCAUAGGUGCCCCACCAAAUUGUCGUCCAAUUUGUGUGGUGAACGGUGAUUGCCCGGCUACUCUGGCAUGCAACAGACAAAAGUGCAUAGACCCUUGUCCCGGAGCAUGCGGGACAAAUGCCGAGUGCCAGGUCAUCAACCACUCGCCAGUGUGCACCUGCAUCUCAGGCUACACCGGAGAACCAUUCGUCCGAUGCAACCUUAUCCCAAUGGCCGGGACCAGCACCUUGCGACCACUCGAGAAGGAAGACGGCCCAUGUACCAAAGGACCCUGCGGCGCAAAUGCUGAGUGUCGGGUCCAGGAAACCCGUUUUGUGUGUAUCUGCAAGAAAGGCUACUUUGGAAACCCGUACCAGCAGUGCCGACCCGAGUGUGUCAUUAACUCGCAGUGCCCGCAGUACCUGGCAUGUGUCAACCAACAGUGUAAAGACCCGUGCCCGGGCACCUGUGGAAUUGAUGCUAUUUGUGAAGUGAUUAACCACAAUCCAGUGUGCACCUGUCCGAGGACCAUGACUGGGGACCCCUUCAUUCGGUGUGAGCCAUUGGUGCCAUUGGACCCGUGCAACCCUACGCCCUGCGGUCCCAAUGCCAACUGUGGUGUUACUGGCAGCCGGGCUGACUGCUCCUGCUUCCCGGGUUACAUUGGCAACCCGUAUGUGGAGUGCCGUCCCGAGUGCACCAUCAACUCAGACUGCCCCAAGUACCUAGCGUGCGUCAACCAGAAGUGUAGAGACCCCUGUCAGGCCGGGUCAUGCGGCGUCAACGCUCUCUGUAAUGUCAUCAACCACAAGGCCGUGUGCACGUGUCCCCGGAGAUACGACGGUGACCCUCACGUGGAGUGUCGUCUUGCAUCAACGAAGCCCGUCAAAUGCUCCCCGAAUGCAUGCAGCUUUAACACUGAAUGUCGAGUUACUAACAAUGUUCCUAUAUGCUAUUGUCUCCAUGGUUACACAGGCGACCCCGAGCGAGGGUGUUCCCCUGCCACAACUCCUUCCCCGCUUGUAGAGACUCCCCCAGCUCAGCCUUCCCAACCCUUCCAUCCCCCUACUACUCCACCCUCCCCUCCACUCCCACCCACCGAGUGUAAGUCUAACUCACACUGUUCCCCAUCACGGACCUGCAUCAACGAGAGGUGUGUCGACCCUUGCAUCGCCACUCACCCGUGUGCCACAGGUGCCGAUUGCACUGUCAUCCGACACCGGCCAGUCUGCAAGUGUCCCGCAGGGUUCCAAGGCAACCCACUUACUAACUGCUUCCCGAGAACAACUACGCCCAGGCCUGAAUGUCUGACAGAUGUCGACUGUCCGCAAGAUGAGGCUUGUGCUGAACGCCGAUUUUGUGGAGAAAAUGCAGAGUGUCAGACAACAGCACACCGUCCCACUUGCACAUGUCCACCAGGAACCACAGGCAAUCCAAACGUCAAGUGUUCGGCACUUGCUUUCGAUAAACCAGUUCCAAUUGUUCCUGCAGUUGCUGCAGAUAGACCCCCUGUUGCAGAAACACCAGUUCAUCCCAUUGCUGGUCCAAUGGCUACAGGACUGCCUCCUUUGGUGGAGCAGGCAACGCAUCGUCCAACAGAGCCGCCAGUCUCACGACCUCCUCCAGAGCCGAUACGUCCUUUAGUCCUUCUUGCCUGUGAGAACAACGAUGAUUGUGACAUGGCUAAUUCAUGUUUAAACAAACUGUGUUACAGUGUUUGUAGUCUCGGGGUUUGUGGUGAAAACACUGACUGUAAGACUGUUGAUCAUAGACCAGUUUGCCUCUGUCAGCCUGGAACAACUGGAAAUCCACAAAAAGGCUGCAUUGCUGUAAUAACAGAAAAACCAGAUAUUAUUACAAAACCUCCGGUUUCCAAACAACCACAAGUUAGUGUAAUGCCAAUAGACCCUAUUCCUGGUCCUACCUCGCCUCCACCAUCACCACUAACAGAAAAACCAGUUCCUUCAACAACAGAACCUCCAGUUCCACUGCCUCCUGCAAUACCAACUGCUCCACCAAAUGCUGUAGGUUGUGAAAAUACUGACGACUGUCCAAAUGAUAACAGCUGCAUCAAUCGCGUCUGUCUAAACGUAUGUUUCCCUGGUCUGUGUGGUGAGGCUGCUGAUUGUAAUACUGUUGACCACCGACCCACUUGUGUCUGUCCCCCAGGCACGACAGGCAAUCCCACAAAAGAGUGCAAAGCAGUUGCUACUGACGGACUUGUUACCCCAAUUCCAAUUGCUGGCACAUCAAGCUUACCACCUAGUGAGCCAAUUUUACCUGUAUUAGGUCCCACUGCUCCUGCUCCACCACCUUUAGCUGAACGACCAAUAACAAAACCCCCAGAACCGACAAUUCCAAGACCAACACUUCCUCUACUUCUUCCACCAGUUGUCAUUGCAUGUGAGAAUAAUGAUGACUGCACAUCGGAUAACUCUUGCAUCAACAAACAAUGCUAUGAUGUGUGUAGUCUUGGAGUCUGUGGUGAGGACGCAGAAUGUAAGAUUGACAGUCAUCGUCCAGUCUGUAGCUGUCCUCCAGGAACCACGGGAAAUCCUUUACACAAAUGUGUAUCUUCACUGACAGAAAGACCUGCCAUCCAACUACCUCCCAUGGCAGAAAUUAUGCCUACUGAAACUGGCGACCCAAUCCGUCCAUUAACUGGUCCAACAAGUCCAGUUGCUGCAGAUAGACCCCCUGUUGCAGAAACACCAGUUCAUCCCAUUGCUGGUCCAAUGGCUACAGGACUGCCUCCUUUGGUGGAGCAGGCAACGCAUCGUCCAACAGAGCCGCCAGUCUCACGACCUCCUCCACCUCCGAUACGUCCUUUAGGCCUUCUUGCCUGUGAGAACAACGAUGAUUGUGACAUGGCUAAUUCAUGUUUAAACAAACUGUGUUACAGUGUUUGUAGUCUCGGGGUUUGUGGUGAAAACACUGACUGUAAGACUGUUGAUCAUAGACCAGUUUGCCUCUGUCAGCCUGGAACAACUGGAAAUCCACAAAAAGGCUGCAUUGCUGUAAUAACAGAAAAACCAGAUAUUACAAAACCUCCGGUUUCCAAACAACCACUAGAUAGUGUAAUGCCAAUAGACCCAAUUCCUGGUCCUACCUCGCCUCCACCAUCACCACUAACAGAAAAACCAGUUCCUUCAACAACAGAACCUCCAGUUCCACUGCCUCCUGCAAUACCAACUGCUCCACCAAAUGCUGUAGGUUGUGAAAAUACUGACGACUGUCCAAAUGAUAACAGCUGCAUCAAUCGCGUCUGUCUAAACGUAUGUUUCCCUGGUCUGUGUGGUGAGGCUGCUGAUUGUAAUACUGUUGACCACCGACCCACUUGUGUCUGUCCCCCAGGCACGACAGGCAAUCCCACAAAAGAGUGCAAAGCUGUUGCUACUGACGGACUUGUUACCCCAAUUCCAAUUGCUGGCACAUCAAGCUUACCACCUAGUGAGCCAAUUUUACCUGUAUCAGGUCCCACUGCUCCUGCUCCACCACCUUUAGCUGAACGACCAAUAACAAAACCCCCAGAACCGACAAUUCCAAGACCAACACUUCCUCUACUUCUUCCACCAGUUGUCAUUGCAUGUGAGAAUAAUGAUGACUGCACAUCGGAUAACUCUUGCAUCAACAAACAAUGCUAUGAUGUGUGUAGUCUUGGAGUCUGUGGUGAGGACGCAGAAUGUAAGAUUGACAGUCAUCGUCCAGUCUGUAGCUGUCCUCCAGGAACCACGGGAAAUCCUUUACACAAAUGUGUAUCUUCACUGACAGAAAGACCUGCCAUCCAACUACCUCCCAUGGCAGAAAUUAUGCCUACUGAAACUGGCGACCCAGUCCGUCCAUUAACUGGUCCAACAAGUCCAGUUGCUGCAGAUAGACCCCCUGUUGCAGAAACACCAGUUCAUCCCAUUGCUGGUCCAAUGGCUACAGGACUGCCUCCUUUGGUGGAGCAGGCAACGCAUCGUCCAACAGAGCCGCCAGUCUCACGACCUCCUCCACCUCCGAUACGUCCUUUAGGCCUUCUUGCCUGUGAGAACAACGAUGAUUGUGACAUGGCUAAUUCAUGUUUAAACAAACUGUGUUACAGUGUUUGUAGUCUCGGGGUUUGUGGUGAAAACACUGACUGUAAGACUGUUGAUCAUAGACCAGUUUGCCUCUGUCAGCCUGGAACAACUGGAAAUCCACAAAAAGGCUGCAUUGCUGUAAUAACAGAAAAACCAGAUAUUACAAAACCUCCGGUUUCCAAACAACCACUAGAUAGUGUAAUGCCAAUAGACCCAAUUCCUGGUCCUACCUCGCCUCCACCAUCACCACUAACAGAAAAACCAGUUCCUUCAACAACAGAACCUCCAGUUCCACUGCCUCCUGCAAUACCAACUGCUCCACCAAAUGCUGUAGGUUGUGAAAAUACUGACGACUGUCCAAAUGAUAACAGCUGCAUCAAUCGCGUCUGUCUAAACGUAUGUUUCCCUGGUCUGUGUGGUGAGGCUGCUGAUUGUAAUACUGUUGACCACCGACCCACUUGUGUCUGUCCCCCAGGCACGACAGGCAAUCCCACAAAAGAGUGCAAAGCUGUUGCUACUGACGGACUUGUUACCCCAAUUCCAAUUGCUGGCACAUCAAGCUUACCACCUAGUGAGCCAAUUUUACCUGUAUCAGGUCCCACUGCUCCUGCUCCACCACCUUUAGCUGAACGACCAAUAACAAAACCCCCAGAACCGACAAUUCCAAGACCAACACUUCCUCUACUUCUUCCACCAGUUGUCAUUGCAUGUGAGAAUAAUGAUGACUGCACAUCGGAUAACUCUUGCAUCAACAAACAAUGCUAUGAUGUGUGUAGUCUUGGAGUCUGUGGUGAGGACGCAGAAUGUAAGAUUGACAGUCAUCGUCCAGUCUGUAGCUGUCCUCCAGGAACCACGGGAAAUCCUUUACACAAAUGUGUAUCUUCACUGACAGAAAGACCUGCCAUCCAACUACCUCCCAUGGCAGAAAUUAUGCCUACUGAAACUGGCGACCCAGUCCGUCCAUUAACUGGUCCAACAAGUCCAGUUGCUGCAGAUAGACCCCCUGUUGCAGAAACACCAGUUCAUCCCAUUGCUGGUCCAAUGGCUACAGGACUGCCUCCUUUGGUGGAGCAGGCAACGCAUCGUCCAACAGAGCCGCCAGUCUCACGACCUCCUCCACCUCCGAUACGUCCUUUAGUCCUUCUUGCCUGUGAGAACAACGAUGAUUGUGACAUGGCUAAUUCAUGUUUAAACAAACUGUGUUACAGUGUUUGUAGUCUCGGGGUUUGUGGUGAAAACACUGACUGUAAGACUGUUGAUCAUAGACCAGUUUGCCUCUGUCAGCCUGGAACAACUGGAAAUCCACAAAAAGGCUGCAUUGCUGUAAUAACAGAAAAACCAGAUAUUACAAAACCUCCGGUUUCCAAACAACCACUAGAUAGUGUAAUGCCAAUAGACCCAAUUCCUGGUCCUACCUCGCCUCCACCAUCACCACUAACAGAAAAACCAGUUCCUUCAACAACAGAACCUCCAGUUCCACUGCCUCCUGCAAUACCAACUGCUCCACCAAAUGCUGUAGGUUGUGAAAAUACUGACGACUGUCCAAAUGAUAACAGCUGCAUCAAUCGCGUCUGUCUAAACGUAUGUUUCCCUGGUCUGUGUGGUGAGGCUGCUGAUUGUAAUACUGUUGACCACCGACCCACUUGUGUCUGUCCCCCAGGCACGACAGGCAAUCCCACAAAAGAGUGCAAAGCAGUUGCUACUGACGGACUUGUUACCCCAAUUCCAAUUGCUGGCACAUCAAGCUUACCACCUAGUGAGCCAAUUUUACCUGUAUCAGGUCCCACUGCUCCUGCUCCACCACCUUUAGCUGAACGACCAAUAACAAAACCCCCAGAACCGACAAUUCCAAGACCAACACUUCCUCUACUUCUUCCACCAGUUGUCAUUGCAUGUGAGAAUAAUGAUGACUGCACAUCGGAUAACUCUUGCAUCAACAAACAAUGCUAUGAUGUGUGUAGUCUUGGAGUCUGUGGUGAGGACGCAGAAUGUAAGAUUGACAGUCAUCGUCCAGUCUGUAGCUGUCCUCCAGGAACCACGGGAAAUCCUUUACACAAAUGUGUAUCUUCACUGACAGAAAGACCUGCCAUCCAACUACCUCCCAUGGCAGAAAUUAUGCCUACUGAAACUGGCGACCCAAUCCGUCCAUUAACUGGUCCAACAAGUCCAGUUGCUGCAGAUAGACCCCCUGUUGCAGAAACACCAGUUCAUCCCAUUGCUGGUCCAAUGGCUACAGGACUGCCUCCUUUGGUGGAGCAGGCAACGCAUCGUCCAACAGAGCCGCCAGUCUCACGACCUCCUCCACCUCCGAUACGUCCUUUAGGCCUUCUUGCCUGUGAGAACAACGAUGAUUGUGACAUGGCUAAUUCAUGUUUAAACAAACUGUGUUACAGUGUUUGUAGUCUCGGGGUUUGUGGUGAAAACACUGACUGUAAGACUGUUGAUCAUAGACCAGUUUGCCUCUGUCAGCCUGGAACAACUGGAAAUCCACAAAAAGGCUGCAUUGCUGUAAUAACAGAAAAACCAGAUAUUACAAAACCUCCGGUUUCCAAACAACCACUAGAUAGUGUAAUGCCAAUAGACCCAAUUCCUGGUCCUACCUCGCCUCCACCAUCACCACUAACAGAAAAACCAGUUCCUUCAACAACAGAACCUCCAGUUCCACUGCCUCCUGCAAUACCAACUGCUCCACCAAAUGCUGUAGGUUGUGAAAAUACUGACGACUGUCCAAAUGAUAACAGCUGCAUCAAUCGCGUCUGUCUAAACGUAUGUUUCCCUGGUCUGUGUGGUGAGGCUGCUGAUUGUAAUACUGUUGACCACCGACCCACUUGUGUCUGUCCCCCAGGCACGACAGGCAAUCCCACAAAAGAGUGCAAAGCUGUUGCUACUGACGGACUUGUUACCCCAAUUCCAAUUGCUGGCACAUCAAGCUUACCACCUAGUGAGCCAAUUUUACCUGUAUCAGGUCCCACUGCUCCUGCUCCACCACCUUUAGCUGAACGACCAAUAACAAAACCCCCAGAACCGACAAUUCCAAGACCAACACUUCCUCUACUUCUUCCACCAGUUGUCAUUGCAUGUGAGAAUAAUGAUGACUGCACAUCGGAUAACUCUUGCAUCAACAAACAAUGCUAUGAUGUGUGUAGUCUUGGAGUCUGUGGUGAGGACGCAGAAUGUAAGAUUGACAGUCAUCGUCCAGUCUGUAGCUGUCCUCCAGGAACCACGGGAAAUCCUUUACACAAAUGUGUAUCUUCACUGACAGAAAGACCUGCCAUCCAACUACCUCCCAUGGCAGAAAUUAUGCCUACUGAAACUGGCGACCCAGUCCGUCCAUUAACUGGUCCAACAAGUCCAGUUGCUGCAGAUAGACCCCCUGUUGCAGAAACACCAGUUCAUCCCAUUGCUGGUCCAAUGGCUACAGGACUGCCUCCUUUGGUGGAGCAGGCAACGCAUCGUCCAACAGAGCCGCCAGUCUCACGACCUCCUCCACCUCCGAUACGUCCUUUAGGCCUUCUUGCCUGUGAGAACAACGAUGAUUGUGACAUGGCUAAUUCAUGUUUAAACAAACUGUGUUACAGUGUUUGUAGUCUCGGGGUUUGUGGUGAAAACACUGACUGUAAGACUGUUGAUCAUAGACCAGUUUGCCUCUGUCAGCCUGGAACAACUGGAAAUCCACAAAAAGGCUGCAUUGCUGUAAUAACAGAAAAACCAGAUAUUACAAAACCUCCGGUUUCCAAACAACCACUAGAUAGUGUAAUGCCAAUAGACCCAAUUCCUGGUCCUACCUCGCCUCCACCAUCACCACUAACAGAAAAACCAGUUCCUUCAACAACAGAACCUCCAGUUCCACUGCCUCCUGCAAUACCAACUGCUCCACCAAAUGCUGUAGGUUGUGAAAAUACUGACGACUGUCCAAAUGAUAACAGCUGCAUCAAUCGCGUCUGUCUAAACGUAUGUUUCCCUGGUCUGUGUGGUGAGGCUGCUGAUUGUAAUACUGUUGACCACCGACCCACUUGUGUCUGUCCCCCAGGCACGACAGGCAAUCCCACAAAAGAGUGCAAAGCUGUUGCUACUGACGGACUUGUUACCCCAAUUCCAAUUGCUGGCACAUCAAGCUUACCACCUAGUGAGCCAAUUUUACCUGUAUCAGGUCCCACUGCUCCUGCUCCACCACCUUUAGCUGAACGACCAAUAACAAAACCCCCAGAACCGACAAUUCCAAGACCAACACUUCCUCUACUUCUUCCACCAGUUGUCAUUGCAUGUGAGAAUAAUGAUGACUGCACAUCGGAUAACUCUUGCAUCAACAAACAAUGCUAUGAUGUGUGUAGUCUUGGAGUCUGUGGUGAGGACGCAGAAUGUAAGAUUGACAGUCAUCGUCCAGUCUGUAGCUGUCCUCCAGGAACCACGGGAAAUCCUUUACACAAAUGUGUAUCUUCACUGACAGAAAGACCUGCCAUCCAACUACCUCCCAUGGCAGAAAUUAUGCCUACUGAAACUGGCGACCCAGUCCGUCCAUUAACUGGUCCAACAAGUCCAGUUGCUGGAGAUAGACCCCCUGUUGCAGAAACACCAGUUCAUCCCAUUGCUGGUCCAAUGGCUACAGGACUGCCUCCUUUGGUGGAGCAGGCAACGCAUCGUCCAACAGAGCCGCCAGUCUCACGACCUCCUCCACCUCCGAUACGUCCUUUAGGCCUUCUUGCCUGUGAGAACAACGAUGAUUGUGACAUGGCUAAUUCAUGUUUAAACAAACUGUGUUACAGUGUUUGUAGUCUCGGGGUUUGUGGUGAAAACACUGACUGUAAGACUGUUGAUCAUAGACCAGUUUGCCUCUGUCAGCCUGGAACAACUGGAAAUCCACAAAAAGGCUGCAUUGCUGUAAUAACAGAAAAACCAGAUAUUACAAAACCUCCGGUUUCCAAACAACCACCAGAUAGUGUAAUGCCAAUAGACCCAAUUCCUGGUCCUACCUCGCCUCCACCAUCACCACUAACAGAAAAACCAGUUCCUUCAACAACAGAACCUCCAGUUCCACUGCCUCCUGCAAUACCAACAGCUCCACCAAAUGCUGUAGGUUGUGAAAAUACUGACGACUGUCCAAAUGAUAACAGCUGCAUCAAUCGCGUCUGUCUAAACGUAUGUUUCCCUGGUCUGUGUGGUGAGGCUGCUGAUUGUAAUACUGUUGACCACCGACCCACUUGUGUCUGUCCCCCAGGCACGACAGGCAAUCCCACAAAAGAGUGCAAAGCUGUUGCUACUGACGGACUUGUUACCCCAAUUCCAAUUGCUGGCACAUCAAGCUUACCACCUAGUGAGCCAAUUUUACCUGUAUCAGGUCCCACUGCUCCUGCUCCACCACCUUUAGCUGAACGACCAAUAACAAAACCCCCAGAACCGACAAUUCCAAGACCAACACUUCCUCUACUUCUUCCACCAGUUGUCAUUGCAUGUGAGAAUAAUGAUGACUGCACAUCGGAUAACUCUUGUAUCAACAAACAAUGCUAUGAUGUGUGUAGUCUUGGAGUCUGUGGUGAGGACGCAGAAUGUAAGAUUGACAGUCAUCGUCCAGUCUGUAGCUGUCCUCCAGGAACCACGGGAAAUCCUUUACACAAAUGUGUAUCUUCACUGACAGAAAGACCUGCCAUCCAACUACCUCCCAUGGCAGAAAUUAUGCCUACUGAAACUGGCGACCCAGUCCGUCCAUUAACUGGUCCAACAAGUCCAGUUGCUGGAGAUAGACCCCCUGUUGCAGAAACACCAGUUCAUCCCAUUGCUGGUCCAAUGGCUACAGGACUGCCUCCUUUGGUGGAGCAGGCAACGCAUCGUCCAACAGAGCCGCCAGUCUCACGACCUCCUCCACCUCCGAUACGUCCUUUAGGCCUUCUUGCCUGUGAGAACAACGAUGAUUGUGACAUGGCUAAUUCAUGUUUAAACAAACUGUGUUACAGUGUUUGUAGUCUCGGGGUUUGUGGUGAAAACACUGACUGUAAGACUGUUGAUCAUAGACCAGUUUGCCUCUGUCAGCCUGGAACAACUGGAAAUCCACAAAAAGGCUGCAUUGCUGUAAUAACAGAAAAACCAGAUAUUACAAAACCUCCGGUUUCCAAACAACCACUAGAUAGUGUAAUGCCAAUAGACCCAAUUCCUGGUCCUACCUCGCCUCCACCAUCACCACUAACAGAAAAACCAGUUCCUUCAACAACAGAACCUCCAGUUCCACUGCCUCCUGCAAUACCAACAGCUCCACCAAAUGCUGUAGGUUGUGAAAAUACUGACGACUGUCCAAAUGAUAACAGCUGCAUCAAUCGCGUCUGUCUAAACGUAUGUUUCCCUGGUCUGUGUGGUGAGGCUGCUGAUUGUAAUACUGUUGACCACCGACCCACUUGUGUCUGUCCCCCAGGCACGACAGGCAAUCCCACAAAAGAGUGCAAAGCUGUUGCUACUGACGGACUUGUUACCCCAAUUCCAAUUGCUGGCACAUCAAGCUUACCACCUAGUGAGCCAAUUUUACCUGUAUCAGGUCCCACUGCUCCUGCUCCACCACCUUUAGCUGAACGACCAAUAACAAAACCCCCAGAACCGACAAUUCCAAGACCAACACUUCCUCUACUUCUUCCACCAGUUGUCAUUGCAUGUGAGAAUAAUGAUGACUGCACAUCGGAUAACUCUUGCAUCAACAAACAAUGCUAUGAUGUGUGUAGUCUUGGAGUCUGUGGUGAGGACGCAGAAUGUAAGAUUGACAAUCAUCGUCCAGUCUGUAGCUGUCCUCCAGGAACCACGGGAAAUCCUUUACACAAAUGUGUAUCUUCACUGACAGAAAGACCUGCCAUCCAACUACCUCCCAUGGCAGAAAUUAUUCCUACUGAAACUGGCGACCCAUGCCCUCAAGGAACUACUGGUAACCCAACACUAAAAUGCUCUGUUCUUGAGGUGGAUACACCUAUUCUGCCCACCCCUCCGGCUGCUGGAGAAAAGUUUCCAGAUGCAGAGGCAAUCAUCCAUCCUGUUGUGGGUCCAACAGCUACCGUACAUCCUCCUUUGGCCGAGUACCCAACACAUCAUCCCCCACCGACACCUACACGACCUCCCCCUUCUACUGUUACUCCGUCAGUUAUCAUUGCAUGUGCAAACAAUGAUGAUUGUGACAUGGGUAAGUCUUGCAUCAACAUGUUAUGUUAUGAUGUAUGCAGUCUGAACUCUUGUGGUGAAGAUGCUCACUGUCAGAGCGUGAGCCACAGACCAGUGUGUCUGUGCCCCCUUGGAACUACGGGAGAUCCUCAGGUUGGCUGCACAGCCACUGCUACAGAAAGGAUUACAACUCUUCCCCCAAUCACAGGCAUACCACCACAGAAAGAAGACAUUUCCAUACAACUCCAUACUGGCCCAACGUCAGAAAUGCCACCUCCAGUUGCAGAAUAUACAACCAUCAGGCCUCCUGAGCCUAUAUUCACUGUACUGCCUCCAGUUCCCACUCCUCCACCAGUAACUAUUGGGUGUGAAAGCAAUAGUCACUGUCCAUAUGAUAAUACGUGUGUGAAUCGAUUUUGUCUUAACGUGUGUACUCCUGGUUUGUGUGGAGAAAAUGCUGCUUGCCAAACUCUAGGUCAUAGACCUUCUUGUAGUUGCUAUCCUGGAACAACAGGAAAUCCUACGCAACAGUGCACUGCCCUGAUGACGGAAAGACCUACAACAGCGUCACCUGUGUCUCAGAUGCAACACCCACCAGAUGAUCCAAUCAUUAUACCAGAGAAAGGUCCAACCACCACUUCACUCCCUCCACUGACAGAAGUUCCUGCAAUUGGACCCCCUGAACCUCCUACACCUCCACCUCUACACUAUCCAAUUAUUCCUGAAAUUGCAAUUGCUUGCCGUAACAAUGAUGACUGCACUUUGGACUCCUCUUGUAUUAACAACUUUUGCUAUGAUGUGUGCAGUCUUGGAAUUUGUGAAGACAGCGCCAAAUGUAAAGUUGACAAUCAUCGUCCAGUCUGUAGCUGUCCUCCAGGAACCACGGGAAAUCCUCUUAAAAAAUGUGUGUCUUUACAGACAGAAAGACCAGCAACCCAACAACCUCCCAUGGCAGAAAUUAUGCCUACUGAACCUGGCGACCCAGUACGUCCAUUACCUGCACCAACAAGUCCAGAGUGUCAGACAACUGGACACCGUCCCACUUGCACAUGUCCACCAGGAACCAUAGGCAAUCCUACCAUUAAAUGCUCGGCUCUUGCUGUGGAUAAACCAGUUUCUCCAGCUCCUCCAAUUGCAGGGGAUAGACCUCCUGCAGCAGAGAUAACUAUCCUUCCCAUUUCAGGUCCCUCAACCACAGUACUUCCUCCUCUAUUGGAACAGCCAACACACCCUCCUCCUGAGCCAUCAGUGUCUAGUCCUCCCUUACCUCACUUAAUUCCUUCUAUUUCUAUAGCAUGUGAAAAUAAUGAUGGUUGUGAUUAUGAUAACACCUGCCUUAAUAUGCUGUGCUAUGAUGCAUGUAGUGUUGGGGUAUGUGGGGAGUCUGCUGAGUGCAGAACUGUUAGUCAUAGACCUGUGUGUCUUUGUCCGCCUGGCACAACUGGAAAUCCACAAAUUCAAUGCAAAGCUUUAAUUGUUGAAAGUUCAUCAACAGCGCCUCCAAUUGCUGAGGUGCCGCUUACACCUCAAGAAUCCAUUCGUCCAAUUUCAGAUACAACUCAUCGACCCUCACCAAUAGUAGAAACACCCGAACCUAGACCUCAGGAGCCUACAACCGCUCAGCCGACAUCGACCUUCUCACAACCGCCAAUCAUCGUUGGGUGUGAAAAGAACGACCAGUGUGGCUCCGACUCCACCUGCGUCAAUCGACUCUGCACGGACAUCUGUAGUCCGAAAUUGUGUGCCGAGAAUGCCCAUUGCCAAACAAUUCGACAUCGGCCAACAUGUUUAUGCCCAGUUGGUACCACUGGCAAUCCCACAGAAGGUUGUGUGUCUAUGGCAACUGACAGACCAAUAAUUGAGGCACCCAUAACAGGAACACCUCAGCAGCCAGAACACCACCCAGUACAUCCUGUAAUGGGCUCCCCAACAACUCCACUUCCUCCACUAGCUGAAACACUCACACCAAGACCUCCAACACCAGACUUUACAACACCUCUUUCACAUGCUAUUACUCCCGUCAUUGCAAUUGCUUGUGGGAAUAAUGAUGACUGUACAAUGGACAGCUCUUGUAUAAACAAACUUUGCUAUGAUGUGUGUAGUUUAGGAGUCUGUGGCGACGACGCAGAGUGCAAGGUAAAAAGUCACCGUCCAUACUGUAGCUGUCCUCCAGGAACCACGGGAAAUCCUCUUAAAAAAUGUGUGUCUUUACAGACAGACAGACCUGAUAUCCUACUACCUCCCAUGAAAGAAAUUAUACCUCCAGAACCUGGCGACCCAGUCCGUCCAUUACCUGGACCAACAAGUCCAGUGCAUAAACCUGUUUCUUCAGCUCCUCCGGUUUCCGGAGGUAAACCGGUUUCUGAAGAAGAGACAACCAUCCAUAUCAUCUCAGGUUCCAUAGCCACAGUACUUCCUCCUCUAGCAGAGUACCCAACACAUCCUCCUCCACAGCCUCCAAUCAAAAGACCUCUGCCACCUACAAUAGCUCCUCUAUUAACAGUUGCCUGUAAAAACAAUGAUGACUGUGACAUGGAACAUUCAUGCCUGAACACACUUUGUUACGACGUUUGCAGUCUUGGAGUUUGUGGCGAUAACUCUGAUUGCAGGUCGAUCAAUCACAGACCGGUGUGCCUUUGUCCACCUGGGACAACUGGAAACCCACAAGUAGAUUGCAAAGCAUAUGCGACAGAAAAGCCUGACAUUACCACCCAACGUCCCAGUGUUGAACUGCUUCCAACUAGUGACCCACCAAUCCGCCCACUUGCUAGUCCUACAUCACCAAAACCACCACCUGUAGCUGAAGCUCCAGUUCCACCACCUACAGAACCUCCAGUUCCACUGCCUCCUGCAAUACCAACUGCUCCACCAAAUGCUGUAGGAUGUGAGAGCACUGAUAAUUGUCCCUUUGAAACUAGCUGCAUCAAUCGCAUCUGUCUAGACAUCUGUCACCCUGGUCUGUGUGGUGAGGCUGCUGACUGUAAGACCGUGGACCACAGACCCACCUGUGUCUGUCCUCCAGGCACGACAGGCAAUCCCACGCAGAAGUGUAUAGCUGUCGCUACCGACAGGCCUGUUACCCACAGUCCAGUGGCAGGUACUUCAGUGUUACCGCCUGGAGAGCCAGUUUUACCGGCACCAGGUCUCACCUCUCCUGCUCCACCACCUUUAGCUGAACGGCCAACAACACCACCUCCAGAACCGACAAUUCCAAGACCAACUCUUUCUCCAAUCACUCCACCAUUUGUCAUUGCAUGUAAGAAUAAUGAUGACUGCACACAAGACAACUCUUGCAUCAAUAAACAAUGCUAUGAUGUGUGCAGUCUUGGAGUCUGUGGCGAGGACGCAGACUGUAAGAUCGACAAUCAUCGUCCAGUCUGUAGCUGUCCUCCAGGAACCACGGGAAAUCCUUUGCGACAAUGUGUGUCUUUACUGAUAGAAAGACCAGCAACCCAACAAUCUCCCAUGGCAGAAAUUGUGCCUACUCAACCUGACGACCCAGUACGUCCAUUACCUGCACCAACAAGUCCAGGAACCAUCGGUAAUCCCACCAUUAAAUGCUCGGCUCUUGCUGUGGAUAAACCAGUUCCACCGACUAGUCCGGUUGCUGGAGAGAGACCUCCUGGAGCAGAAACAAUCAUAAGUCCAAUUCCAGGUCCCACAGGAACAAUACUUCCUCCUAUAGCCGAGGAGCCAAAACGCCCACCUACAGAACCACCAACAUCACGACCGCUUCCACCUGCAAUUGUUCCUCUAGGUUCAGUUGCUUGUAAAAACAAUGAUGACUGUGACAUGGACAAUUCAUGCCUGAACCAAAUUUGUUACAAUGUUUGUAGCCUGAGCAUUUGCGGUGAACAAUCAGAAUGUGUGAGUAUCAAUCACAGACCAGUGUGCCUUUGUCAACCUGGAACAACUGGAAAUCCACAAGCAGGAUGCAAAGCAAUUGCGACAGAAAAGCCUGACAUUACCACCCAACGUCCCAGUGUUGAACUGCUUCCAACUAGUGACUCACCAAUCCGCCCACUUGCUAGUCCUACAUCACCAAAACCACAACCUUUAGCUGAAGCUCCAGUUCCACCACCUACAGAACCUCCAGUUCCACUGCCUCCUGCAAUACCAACUGCUCCACCAAAUGCUGUAGGAUGUGAGAGCACUGAUAAUUGUCCCUUUGAAACUAGCUGCAUCAAUCGCAUCUGUCUAGACAUCUGUCACCCUGGUCUGUGUGGUGAGGCUGCUGACUGUAAGACCGUAGACCACAGACCCACCUGUGUCUGUCCUCCAGGCACGACAGGCAAUCCCACGCAGAAGUGUACAGCUGUCGCUACCGACAGGCCUGUUACCCACAGUCCAGUGGCAGGUACUUCAGUGUUACCGCCUGGAGAGCCAGUUUUUCCGGCACCAGGUCUCACCUCUCCUGCUCCACCACCUUUAGCUGAACGGCCAACAACACCACCUCCAGAACCGACAAUUCCAAGACCAACUCUUUCUCCAAUCACUCCACCAUUUGUCAUUGCAUGUAAGAAUAAUGAUGACUGCACACAAGACAACUCUUGCAUCAAUAAACAAUGCUAUGAUGUGUGCAGUCUUGGAGUCUGUGGCGAGGACGCAGACUGUAAGAUCGACAAUCAUCGUCCAGUCUGUAGCUGUCCUCCAGGAACCACGGGAAAUCCUUUGCGACAAUGUGUGUCUUUACUGAUAGAAAGACCAGCAACCCAACAACCUCCCAUGGCAGAAAUUGUGCCUACUCAACCUGGCGACCCAGUACGUCCAUUACCUGCACCAACAAGUCCAGGAACCAUCGGUAAUCCCACCAUUAAAUGCUCGGCUCUUGCUGUGGAUAAACCAGUUCCACCGACUAGUCCGGUUGCUGGAGAGAGACCUCCUGGAGCAGAAACAAUCAUAAGUCCAAUUCCAGGUCCCACAGGAACAAUACUUCCUCCUAUAGCCGAGGAGCCAAAACGCCCACCUACAGAACCACCAACAUCACGACCGCUUCCACCUGCAAUUGUUCCUCUAGGUUCAGUUGCUUGUAAAAACAAUGAUGACUGUGACAUGGACAAUUCAUGCCUGAACCAAAUUUGUUACAAUGUUUGUAGCCUGAGCAUUUGCGGUGAACAAUCAGAAUGUGUGAGUAUCAAUCACAGACCAGUGUGCCUUUGUCAACCUGGAACAACUGGAAAUCCACAAGCAGGAUGCAAAGCAAUUGCGACAGAAAAGCCUGACAUUACCACCCAACGUCCCAGUGUUGAACUGCUUCCAACUAGUGACUCACCAAUCCGCCCACUUGCUAGUCCUACAUCACCAAAACCACAACCUUUAGCUGAAGCUCCAGUUCCACCACCUACAGAACCUCCAGUUCCACUGCCUCCUGCAAUACCAACUGCUCCACCAAAUGCUGUAGGAUGUGAGAGCACUGAUAAUUGUCCCUUUGAAACUAGCUGCAUCAAUCGCAUCUGUCUAGACAUCUGUCACCCUGGUCUGUGUGGUGAGGCUGCUGACUGUAAGACCGUAGACCACAGACCCACCUGUGUCUGUCCUCCAGGCACGACAGGCAAUCCCACGCAGAAGUGUAUAGCUGUCGCUACCGACAGGCCUGUUACCCACAGUCCAGUGGCAGGUACUUCAGUGUUACCGCCUGGAGAGCCAGUUUUUCCGGCACCAGGUCUCACCUCUCCUGCUCCACCACCUUUAGCUGAACGGCCAACAACACCACCUCCAGAACCGACAAUUCCAAGACCAACUCUUUCUCCAAUCACUCCACCAUUUGUCAUUGCAUGUAAGAAUAAUGAUGACUGCACACAAGACAACUCUUGCAUCAAUAAACAAUGCUAUGAUGUGUGCAGUCUUGGAGUCUGUGGCGAGGACGCAGACUGUAAGAUCGACAAUCAUCGUCCAGUCUGUAGCUGUCCUCCAGGAACCACGGGAAAUCCUUUGCGACAAUGUGUGUCUUUACUGAUAGAAAGACCAGCAACCCAACAACCUCCCAUGGCAGAAAUUGUGCCUACUCAACCUGGCGACCCAGUACGUCCAUUACCUGCACCAACAAGUCCAGGAACCAUCGGUAAUCCCACCAUUAAAUGCUCGGCUCUUGCUGUGGAUAAACCAGUUCCACCGACUAGUCCGGUUGCUGGAGAGAGACCUCCUGGAGCAGAAACAAUCAUAAGUCCAAUUCCAGGUCCCACAGGAACAAUACUUCCUCCUAUAGCCGAGGAGCCAAAACGCCCACCUACAGAACCACCAACAUCACGACCGCUUCCACCUGCAAUUGUUCCUCUAGGUUCAGUUGCUUGUAAAAACAAUGAUGACUGUGACAUGGACAAUUCAUGCCUGAACCAAAUUUGUUACAAUGUUUGUAGCCUGAGCAUUUGCGGUGAACAAUCAGAAUGUGUGAGUAUCAAUCACAGACCAGUGUGCCUUUGUCAACCUGGAACAACUGGAAAUCCACAAGCAGGAUGCAAAGCAAUUGCGACAGAAAAGCCUGACAUUACCACCCAACGUCCCAGUGUUGAACUGCUUCCAACUAGUGACUCACCAAUCCGCCCACUUGCUAGUCCUACAUCACCAAAACCACAACCUUUAGCUGAAGCUCCAGUUCCACCACCUACAGAACCUCCAGUUCCACUGCCUCCUGCAAUACCAACUGCUCCACCAAAUGCUGUAGGAUGUGAGAGCACUGAUAAUUGUCCCUUUGAAACUAGCUGCAUCAAUCGCAUCUGUCUAGACAUCUGUCACCCUGGUCUGUGUGGUGAGGCUGCUGACUGUAAGACCGUGGACCACAGACCCACCUGUGUCUGUCCUCCAGGCACGACAGGCAAUCCCACGCAGAAGUGUAUAGCUGUCGCUACCGACAGGCCUGUUACCCACAGUCCAGUGGCAGAUACUUCAGUGUUACCGCCUGGAGAGCCAGUUUUUCCGGCACCAGGUCUCACCUCUCCUGCUCCACCACCUUUAGCUGAACGGCCAACAACACCACCUCCAGAACCGACAAUUCCAAGACCAACUCCUGAUCCAAUCACUCUACCAGUUGUCAUUGCAUGUAAGAAUAAUGAUGACUGCACACAAGACAACUCUUGCAUCAAUAAACAUUGCUAUGAUGUGUGCAGUCUUGGAGUCUGUGGCGAGGACGCAGAAUGUAAGAUCGACAAUCAUCGUCCAGUCUGUAGCUGUCCUCCAGGAACCACGGGAAAUCCUUUGCGACAAUGUGUGUCUUUACUGAUAGAAAGACCAGCAACCCAACAAUCUCCCAUGGCAGAAAUUGUGCCUACUCAACCUGACGACCCAGUACGUCCAUUACCUGCACCAACAAGUCCAGGAACCAUCGGUAAUCCCACCAUUAAAUGCUCGGCUCUUGCUGUGGAUAAACCAGUUCCACCGACUAGUCCGGUUGCUGGAGAGAGACCUCCUGGAGCAGAAACAAUCAUAAGUCCAAUUCCAGGUCCCACAGGAACAAUACUUCCUCCUAUAGCCGAGGAGCCAAAACGCCCACCUACAGAACCACCAACAUCACGACCGCUUCCACCUGCAAUUGUUCCUCUAGGUUCAGUUGCUUGUAAAAACAAUGAUGACUGUGACAUGGACAAUUCAUGCCUGAACCAAAUUUGUUACAAUGUUUGUAGCCUGAGCAUUUGCGGUGAACAAUCAGAAUGUGUGAGUAUCAAUCACAGACCAGUGUGCCUUUGUCAACCUGGAACAACUGGAAAUCCACAAGCAGGAUGCAAAGCAAUUGCGACAGAAAAGCCUGACAUUACCACCCAACGUCCCAGUGUUGAACUGCUUCCAACUAGUGACUCACCAAUCCGCCCACUUGCUAGUCCUACAUCACCAAAACCACAACCUUUAGCUGAAGCUCCAGUUCCACCACCUACAGAACCUCCAGUUCCACUGCCUCCUGCAAUACCAACUGCUCCACCAAAUGCUGUAGGAUGUGAGAGCACUGAUAAUUGUCCCUUUGAAACUAGCUGCAUCAAUCGCAUCUGUCUAGACAUCUGUCACCCUGGUCUGUGUGGUGAGGCUGCUGACUGUAAGACCGUAGACCACAGACCCACCUGUGUCUGUCCUCCAGGCACGACAGGCAAUCCCACGCAGAAGUGUAUAGCUGUCGCUACCGACAGGCCUGUUACCCACAGUCCAGUGGCAGGUACUUCAGUGUUACCGCCUGGAGAGCCAGUUUUUCCGGCACCAGGUCUCACCUCUCCUGCUCCACCACCUUUAGCUGAACGGCCAACAACACCACCUCCAGAACCGACAAUUCCAAGACCAACUCUUUCUCCAAUCACUCCACCAUUUGUCAUUGCAUGUAAGAAUAAUGAUGACUGCACACAAGACAACUCUUGCAUCAAUAAACAAUGCUAUGAUGUGUGCAGUCUUGGAGUCUGUGGCGAGGACGCAGACUGUAAGAUCGACAAUCAUCGUCCAGUCUGUAGCUGUCCUCCAGGAACCACGGGAAAUCCUUUGCGACAAUGUGUGUCUUUACUGAUAGAAAGACCAGCAACCCAACAACCUCCCAUGGCAGAAAUUGUGCCUACUCAACCUGGCGACCCAGUACGUCCAUUACCUGCACCAACAAGUCCAGGAACCAUCGGUAAUCCCACCAUUAAAUGCUCGGCUCUUGCUGUGGAUAAACCAGUUCCACCGACUAGUCCGGUUGCUGGAGAGAGACCUCCUGGAGCAGAAACAAUCAUAAGUCCAAUUCCAGGUCCCACAGGAACAAUACUUCCUCCUAUAGCCGAGGAGCCAAAACGCCCACCUACAGAACCACCAACAUCACGACCGCUUCCACCUGCAAUUGUUCCUCUAGGUUCAGUUGCUUGUAAAAACAAUGAUGACUGUGACAUGGACAAUUCAUGCCUGAACCAAAUUUGUUACAAUGUUUGUAGCCUGAGCAUUUGCGGUGAACAAUCAGAAUGUGUGAGUAUCAAUCACAGACCAGUGUGCCUUUGUCAACCUGGAACAACUGGAAAUCCACAAGCAGGAUGCAAAGCAAUUGCGACAGAAAAGCCUGACAUUACCACCCAACGUCCCAGUGUUGAACUGCUUCCAACUAGUGACUCACCAAUCCGCCCACUUGCUAGUCCUACAUCACCAAAACCACAACCUUUAGCUGAAGCUCCAGUUCCACCACCUACAGAACCUCCAGUUCCACUGCCUCCUGCAAUACCAACUGCUCCACCAAAUGCUGUAGGAUGUGAGAGCACUGAUAAUUGUCCCUUUGAAACUAGCUGCAUCAAUCGCAUCUGUCUAGACAUCUGUCACCCUGGUCUGUGUGGUGAGGCUGCUGACUGUAAGACCGUGGACCACAGACCCACCUGUGUCUGUCCUCCAGGCACGACAGGCAAUCCCACGCAGAAGUGUAUAGCUGUCGCUACCGACAGGCCUGUUACCCACAGUCCAGUGGCAGGUACUUCAGUGUUACCGCCUGGAGAGCCAGUUUUUCCGGCACCAGGUCUCACCUCUCCUGCUCCACCACCUUUAGCUGAACGGCCAACAACACCACCUCCAGAACCGACAAUUCCAAGACCAACUCUUUCUCCAAUCACUCCACCAGUUGUCAUUGCAUGUAAGAAUAAUGAUGACUGCACACAAGACAACUCUUGCAUCAAUAAACAUUGCUAUGAUGUGUGCAGUCUUGGAGUCUGUGGCGAGGACGCAGAAUGUAAGAUCGACAAUCAUCGUCCAGUCUGUAGCUGUCCUCCAGGAACCACGGGAAAUCCUUUGCGAGAAUGUGUGUCUUUACUGAUAGAAAGACCAGCAACCCAACAACCUCCCAUGGCAGAAAUUGUGCCUACUCAACCUGGCGACCCAGUACGUCCAUUACCUGCACCAACAAGUCCAGGAACCAUUGGUAAUCCCAAUAUUAAAUGCUCGGCUCUUGCUGUGGAUAAACCAGUUCCUCCGACUAGUCCGGUUGCUGGAGAUAGACUUCCUGGAGCAGAUACAAUCAUAAGUCCAAUUCCAGGUCCCACAGGAACAAUACUUCCUCCUAUAGGCGAGGAGCCAAAACGCCCACCUACAGAACCACCAACAUCACGACCGGUUCCACCUGCAAUUGUUCCUCUAGGUUCAGUUGCUUGUAAAAACAAUGAUGACUGUGGCAUGGACAAUUCAUGCCUGAACCAAAUUUGUUACAAUGUUUGCAGCCUAGGCAUUUGUGGUGAAGAUGCCGAUUGCAAAAUUUUAUAUCACAGGCCAGUAUGUCUGUGUCCACCUGGUACAACAGGAAAUCCACAGCAAAGAUGCUCUUCUAUAGGCACUGUUCGACCUGAAACUGAACCACCAAUAGCCAAGAUAACACCAGCACCUCCUGGUGAACCUACGAGACCUGUUGCAGGUGUUAGCGUAGAUCCCUUGCCCCCUCUGGUGUCUAAGCCUCCACCCAGCCCUACGGAGCCCCCUCUACCAGUAGUACCCAAGGUGCCCACUCCUCCACCUCUUCCUAUUGGCUGCACCAGCAAUGAUGAGUGUCCAUUUGAUAACACUUGUGUUAACAAACUGUGCUUUGACGUAUGUUAUCCUGGGUUGUGUGGUAUCAAUGCCAAUUGUGAGACAACAGGGCAUCGGCCCUCUUGUGUGUGCCCCAGUGGUACCAGCGGGAAUCCUACCAUAGAGUGCAUAGCUCAAGCUACGGAGAGCCCAGAGGAGCCUUCACCUCCCAUGGGUCACAGCACUCCUCAUUCACCUCAUGAACCAGAGGUGCCCAUUCAACCACCUGCAUCCCCCAGGCCUCCACCUUUAGUAGAGAUGCCCACCACAACACCUGAACCUCUGACACCGAGGCCCCCAAUACCUCCUAUUCAGCCUCAUAUUGUUAUCGCUUGCAAAAACAAUGAUGAAUGCCCUAUAGACAACUCCUGUCUCAACCACAUAUGUUAUGAUGUCUGUGCUUUGGGUAUCUGCGGAGAGAAUGCUGCCUGCCAGAUCUUCAAUCACCGUCCUGUUUGUGAGUGCCCCCAAGGCACAAGUGGCACUCCUACAGACGGCUGCCAGGCAGUGCUUGUAGAGCACACAACGCCCCUCACGCCCACCAUGGAAACUCCACCACCAUUGAUAGACAAGCCAAUCAUGCCAGUGGCGACACCGGGCUCAAGCCCCCCACCACCACUGGCUGAGGUAGGAACACCCAAGCCAUCCCCACCUCCUGUUAUCAGACCCCCGCCUCCGCCUACAGCUUCUCCUUUAGCAGUUGGGUGUGAAAGUACAGAUCAAUGUCCAUAUGACAAUUCGUGUGUCAAUCAGCUGUGUCUUGAUGUGUGUCAUCCAGCCCUGUGUGGUGAAAAUGCUGAAUGUCAGACAAGAGCACAUAAGAUAGAGUGCAGAUGUCCUCCAGGCACCACUGGGAACCCCACACUCAAGUGUUCAGCAUUAGCUGUGGUGGGGCCGACGACGACGCCGCCUCCAAUGAUUGGGGAUCACACACCGCUGCCACAGCAGCCUCUGCAGCCUGGGAUAGGACCCAUCUCCACUCCUCUUCCACCCAUUGCCCUGUUCCCUUCCACACAGCCGCCAGAGCCGCCACUCCCCACCCCUCCACCUCAACCCAUUUUCCCACAAAUAUUAAUAGCCUGUAAGAAUAACGAUGACUGUAACUUGGACAACUCCUGCAUCAACCUCCUGUGCUACCCUGUCUGCUCUCUGGGAAUAUGUGGACAAAAUGCAGAAUGCAAGACCCUAGAACACCGAGCCAUCUGCGUGUGUCCCAGUGGCACCACAGGCGACCCCCAGCAACAUUGCCAAGCUUUAAUUACAGAGGUUCCACCCACCUUACCCCCACCCUUCGGGGAGACGAGUCCCUACCCCAAGGUACCGAUCGUGCCAAUACCAUCUCCUACCUCACCAUCCCCACCUCCUAUGGCACUGACACAACCACCUCUGGCCAAAGAACCGCUUCCUACCACACCCUCUCCACCUGUAACAGAUGGCCCACCGCCCGUUGGGUGUGCCACUAGCGGGGAGUGUCCCUUCGAUGAGCAAUGUUACAAUCGCCUGUGUGGCAAGGUGUGUAGCGUCCACCCUUGCCAGACUGAUUCUGAGUGUAUUGCUGGGAUUCACCAGGCCAUCUGCACCCCUGUCAUGCCCCUCACGGAGAGGCCCCAGUGUAUGGUGGACCAAGACUGCUUCACUACCCAAGCAUGCAUCAGCAGUGUCUGCAGAGAAGUCUGCCUCACCACUAACCCCUGUGCGCCCUUGGCUGUCUGCACUGCAGAGAAUCACCGGCCUAGGUGUAACUGUCCACCGGGUUAUGUAGGUAACCCCUUCGUGGCUUGUCGUCGCCCAGACCUGCCAACCCUGCCUCCCCAUGAGCCCACCACCACCACACAGCGACCUGAAUGCCUCGUCGACAAUGACUGCCCCUACCACUUGGCCUGCCUCAACCAUCAGUGUUUGAACCCGUGCCUGAAGAGAGACGUGUGUGGUUUGAACGCCGAGUGUAUUAUGACCGUGCACACACCCACCUGCUUGUGCAUUCCAGGAUACAUUGGCAACCCGUAUGUGAGGUGCCAUCCCCCCACCACCUCAACGCCGUCCCCAGCGGAGCCCAUCCUCAGACCCCAGUGCACAAAGAAUGAGGACUGUCCCGCAGACCGUGCCUGCUACAGCGGCAGUUGCCAGAACCCUUGUGUUGCUACCAACCCGUGUGCCCCUACGGCUGUGUGUGAUGCCCUCAGGCACGAAGCUGUGUGCUCUUGUCCCACGGGUAUGACUGGUAACCCGCGUCUCCAGUGCCACAACAUCGAGGUGUCCACUCCCCAGCCUGAGUGCCUGGUGGAUGACGAUUGUAGUGAUGUGCUGGCCUGCAUCAACCAACAGUGCCAGAACCCUUGUGCCUUGUAUGAGAACUGUGCCCCGAAUGCCGAGUGCCAUGUCAUCCGUCACAGAGCCGUGUGUUCCUGCCCGGAUGGUUUCGUUGGCAACCCCAACAUCCAGUGUUUAGUGGCUGGAUGUCGCUCCAACUCUGAAUGCCCCGUGCUGCACGCCUGCAUCAACAGGGAGUGUGAGGACCCAUGCCGCUACGAGAAGUGUGGCAUCAACGCAGAGUGUCGCUCCGUUAACCAGAGAGCACAGUGCAUCUGCCCCGAAACGUUCCUGGGUGACCCGUACGUGCGAUGUGAAAGACCCGAGUGCACGAGUGACCCAGAGUGCCCGUCAUGGCUGGCCUGCAUCGAUGACAAGUGCCAGGACCCAUGUAACUGUGGACCACAAGCCCAGUGCCGCGUCGUCAACCACCGCCCGCUCUGCACCUGUCCUCCGGGAUAUGAUGGCGAUGCUAACGUCCAGUGCAUUCGCAAGCCGGUGAAAGAGCCGUCGUACAAGGAGUGCCAGACAGAUGGAGAGUGCCUCAGCAAGAUGGCCUGCUUCGACGGCCGGUGCCGCGACCCGUGCCAAGUGAUCAACCCAUGUGGCACCAAUGCCAAGUGUGACGUGAUCGACACCCUUCCCUUCAGGACGAUGACGUGCGAGUGUGUGCCAGGCUUCACUGGCAACGCUUACGUCGAGUGCACUCCACGCCCGACGCUGGCGCCAGGCUGCACGACGGACGACGAGUGUGGUCCGACGGAGGUGUGUCGCAACACAUUGUGCCUGGACCCGUGUGCUGUGAUCAACCCGUGUGCCCCCAGCGCCGAGUGCCAGGUCAUCAACCGCCGUACGGAGUGCUCCUGUCCGCCGGGUUACACGGGCAACCCUCAUGUCAACUGUUAUGAAGUUAAGGCGGAGGAGCCCAUAUGUCGUGUGGACCCCGACUGUUCCAUGGCACAGGCGUGCAUCAAGGAGCAGUGUGUUGACCCGUGCCUGGUGGAGGAACCCUGUGGCCGCCAAGCGCUUUGUCGCACUCACCAGCACCGACCCAUCUGCUACUGUCCCGAGGGCUGGGCAGGCAACCCCCGCGUGCAGUGCUUCAAACCUGACUGUAUGAAGGACGAUGAGUGUCCCAUGGACAAAGCAUGUAUCAAUCAACACUGCGUUGACCCGUGCACUCAUAGUGGUCCCAUCUGCGGCGUCAGUGCCCAGUGCCGCGCCAUCCUGCACCGCGCCCAGUGCUUCUGUCCCGCGGGCACCCAGGGCAACCCCACUGUUGCCUGCGUCACCGUUGGCUGUACCUCAAAUGAAGACUGCGCCGACGACAAAGUCUGCGAUUACCUGAAUCGUGUGUGCGUCCCAGUAUGUGAGAAAACGACGUGUGCAAUACAAGCAGAGUGUCGUGCUGGUAACCAUGCGGCCAUGUGCACGUGUCCUCCCCACCUCACAGGCAACCCCUUCCUCCAGUGCUACCAAGUGGUAGACGAAGAACCAGAAGAAAAGGAGCCUCCCAUCACAGAUGUUCCCAAGGAGCCUGACUGUCGCCAAGAUGGUGACUGUCCGUCACAACACGCCUGUAUCAACGCCCUGUGCCAGGACCCAUGUGCCAUCACCUCGCCCUGUCUCCCAUCUGAGGAGUGUCAUGUGGUGGAUAGUAUUCCACUAAGAACAAUGUCAUGCGAGUGUCCGUCAGACUAUAUCUUCGUCAAGGAGGGCGUUUGCGUCAAGCUAGAACCAGAGUGUAGAAGUGACCAGGACUGCAAGAGCCCCGAGGCGUGUAAAGACGGCUCGUGCGUGAGUGUGUGUCACGGGGAACCGUGCGGCCUCAACGCUGUGUGUCAAGGCAUCAACCACAGACACCAGUGCCAGUGUGUCCAGGGCUACACCGGUGAUCCCAGUGUCCACUGCAGGAGGAUGCCUCCUGUGGCGGUGCCCCCCGAGCCGGACUGUGACGAAGACGACGACUGUAAGGACUACGAGUCGUGCAUUAACCAGCACUGCGUCAACCCUUGCAUCCACGACAAACCUUGCGCUACCAAUGCCUUCUGCUACACUGAUGACCACCGCCCUAUCUGCAGGUGUCCUGAAGGAUUUGUCGGGGAUCCUAAGAUUGAGUGUCGGCUGUGUGAGUCUUCAAGAUAG